Odontomachus brunneus is the source of this 2302-nucleotide messenger RNA. RefSeq lists its product as uncharacterized. The record is from RefSeq and is a predicted model, not a curated record. NCBI's taxonomy places the organism in Eukaryota, Metazoa, Arthropoda, Insecta, Hymenoptera, Formicidae. The coding region runs from base 372 to 899 and encodes 175 amino acids. The transcript has 5 exons.
GCGCGUGCGCGGCAACGGUAACGGCGGUGGCGGCGGAGCAGAUAUCGGAGCUCGUACACGAAAGUCGGCAGGACUCGCUACCUAAGAGAUUGCAUUCAAGGGCAGUAACACGCGAAUUGAAUGACCACCGUAUAAAAUUCGCAUCCACUAGCGACCGCCACCACGAUGAUAAUGGCCUCUCUCCAUCCCGAUUUCAAGACCGGCAAUCUGCGCUGUGGGUGCUCGUAAAGACGAUUGGAUUUGGAAAUCACCGGCUGGCCGCCCUGAAAGGGGCCUUAAUAACAAAUGGCGAAUUAAAAUUGCAACGAUCAUUCUCGAUCUUCUCUGUAUCGAGUGCGUGUCGAAGCUCAUUUACGAAGACGUUGUUGACAAUGUUAACUUUUUCAUACAAUUGGUGGCAAAUAAUAAAAUGUCACAAAACAUUUACUCACACUGAGAAAAGUACAGGACUAAACAAGAGGAAUAUCCUUCCGAAUAGUCGUAUUCACGGUACGCUCAAUUCCACCAAUCGCGGGACGAGAUGUUUCAACGGAUCAGUCUUAAUCCGCAAAAUAAUAUUAUCUUCGCUCGACCAGGCCGGUUUCCUUCUGCAAACAAAACUCGGAAAGCUGAGUCCGAGAAAUCUACAGGACCGGAUAUCAUCGAGUAGAGUCACGAAUGUUCCGUGCCACUCUCGUAUUUUUGAAGGGCGAAAAGAUGAGAUUGCCGACUCGACGAAAUCCAGGUCCCAACGAGGACGUCAAAAUUACGAAAUUACACUGUGUUCGUAUCUAGUUAUUAUACGCACGAGUGGUGGUGUUUGCCGGAAAUGUCGGAGCACGCGUGGCACGAAUCGGCCGCAUUUGAGCUUACUGCUAAUCAAGCUACACGCGAAACCUAUCUCUGCGUAUAAGCUGUAACUGUCAGCAGUUAAUAAUACCGUUAAUAAUAAUAACGCAUGUAUCAUCCAUAAAGCUUUGACACAAUGUAUCAAAGCGCACACAUCUACAAACACGCACACAUUAGUACAUGCAUACCUACUUUCUCCUCCUUCUAUGCACACAUAUGCGUUUUCAUUCGUGUAGAACUGAUAACAAUUAGAAAGAUAUAACAAUUAGAAUUAGGAGAAAGCAAAUUUAAAUCGUCUACACAUUUCAUUCAGAGAUCAUCACUAACGGAGACACAUUAAAAAUUUUUAACACGCGCGUCUUUAUCAUUCCCGUUUCGACAUAUGUAUGCUCUUGAGCAUUAUCAGUUUAUCGUAUGGAACGUCGUGCCGAUUGAAAGGAGUCAGCGUGCUGAGAUUUUUACGCGAAUAGAUGGACUUCGGUUGGAGAAUGUGCUGACAGAGGCGAUGCCGCCACCGUAGAUUAACUUUAGCAGAGUGGAACGGGUCUAAAAUACACGAGGUACGGGAGCGUUGCGGAUAUAAGCAAGCCGUAACGGUUACCAACCUACCCGUUCAGGGGCUACCUAUCUAUCCUACCUAUCCCACCACAUAGAGAGAAAGCUACGGUCUGGAGUAAAGGAUGGCCGGCGGUGAGCUCGAAGGUUGCGGAGAUGACUACGGGGUUGGGGUUGGACGUGAUCUUUCAUAGCUGCUUGAUUGGCCCAACGUGCGAGCAAAUGUAUUGUCCCGCUUGCAAGCGCCAACAGCUCGUGUCGAGAUGGCAAAAUAUUUAAGAUCACGUUAAGCUCGCAACAAUAAAAGGAGACACGUUGAUGAAAUCAAGAUCGCAGGAAAGUUGCGUGCCAGGCCGACCUUGCACGUUCACACUUAGUCUGAGAGAGACGGCCCGGAAGAGGUCGGGAGACGGAAGGAAGCGAGAAGGACGGCGAGAACGGUCGAGUUAGUAUUCAUAUCGUUAUGUCCUGCGACUAAUAAGGCGAUAGAAAAUGUCGUAACUAUUGCACGAUUGUGUUAGACAUAAAUUGGACACAUUUGUGCGAAAAUUUGUAAUUAUUACUUCUCGUAAUUAUUAUUUCUACGAUGUAACGCAUUGCAAAAUUAAGUGUGUUAUUAUAACAACACGUUGAUACAUUAGAAUAUCUGAUGGGGACAUUUUGACUCCGUCUUUCUUGUUAUCGCCAUUUCUAUUUCUCAUUCAUUUCUUCUUUAGAAAAGAAGUAACUCGUGACUUUUAAUUAUUUUUAAAAAAGAAGACGCCAAAAACGUAACAAAAGAGAUCGAUAAUAUUGCGAUAAAUUAUUUUAUAAUUUACUCUGGAUUUACCUCUUGGAUGUCCAAAAAAAUCAUUUUUAUCCUUAAUUUAAUAGUGUAUCCUUAAUUCAAUAGUAUCCUUUAAUAGUAUCCUUAAUUCAA